Molecule: messenger RNA, 7633 nt
Organism: Oncorhynchus kisutch (coho salmon)
Lineage: Eukaryota; Metazoa; Chordata; Actinopteri; Salmoniformes; Salmonidae
Exons: 4
Coding region: 2521-3540 (339 amino acids)
Source: RefSeq, a predicted model, not a curated record
UCUAGAAAGAGCCCUGAGUUCUCAACUUGGAAUUCCGAGUUGGAUGACCGUUCAAAACAUAUUUUCCCAGUCGGAGCUCAUUUUUUUCCCUUGUUCCCAGUUGUCUAGAACUCACUGAAGAUUUCUGAGAUUUCUCUCUGUUCCGAUUUUCCAAUUGUUUUGAACGCGGUCGAAGUCAUGCUGGAUUGACAGCAUGGCCAAUGUAUUCAAACGUUUCUGGCCCAUGGUGUUGAAUGUUUAAAAAUAAAAAUAAAAACAUGUAGAGAAAGAUGUGUGUCAUGUAUGCUAGAAUGGAAGUUUAAAAAUUACAGCUGCAUAUUAAAUUUAAUUAGGCAAGUCAGUUAAAAGCAAAGUCUUAUUUUCAGCCUAGGAACAGUGGGUUAACUGUCCUGUUCAAGGGCAGAAUGACACAUUUUUACCUUGUCAGCUCAGGGAUUCGAUCUAGCAACCUUUCGGUUCCUAGUCCAACGCUCUAACCCCUAAACUACCUGCCACCACAUAUAGCAUACCUUGAGGAAAUGUGCAAGAAUUAAUAUGACCAACAAAUGGAAAUGUGUUCAGGAAGAUAAUUGUAUUUUUUCUUCUUUUUUUUGUUGAAUUGAGGGUUUGUAAUUAAUACGACUCCAAUGUAUGUUUCUUUACAGUAACAUAUAUUUUGUAUUUUAAUAUGAAAAUAAAAAACAUAACAUUGAAAGUAUUUUGUGUAUUAAUUUCAUUAGUGGGUGCAGAUGUUUUGCCAUCAUCUUUGAGGCACCAGUGACUCAAUAUCACAGCCUGAUCUCAUUGACUGGACAUAACACAGUAAACGUAAAUCUGAGACACUCAAAUUAGUAUGAUAUAAGUUACGUUUGGUAUGGUUACAUAAGACAGAUGGUUAUUUAAGGCAAAAACAGAAGUAAGGUGGUUGGUCGGGGUAGGUGGGCGUAUAACGCAAACAAAGGUUGCGAGUUUGAAUCUAAUUAGCAACUUUUCAACUACUUACUCCUUUUUAGCUACUUUGUAACUACUUAACAUGUUAGCUAACUCUUCCCUAACCCUAACCGUAACCCUUUUAGCUAACCCUUCCUCUAACCUUUAUCCUUUAACCUAACUUAUCAACUUUAACCCUAACCUUAACCCUAACCUAGUUUAGCUAACGUUAGCCAGCUAGCUAACCUUAGCCACCUAGCUGGAAUUUAUAAGAUAUCAUAAAUGUAGAAAAUUCAUAACAUGGUGUACAUUUAGCAAAUUCGUAACAUAUAAUACGCAUUGAAAUUCGUAACAUAUCAUAGUGUAACGACCUUGGGUUUAUAAACUCAGAAAUCGACUCUGCCGCACAAGCAUGCUAGGCCGUCAUUGAAAAUAAGAUUUUUUUUGCGGCACUGUCGAUAGCGCGCCGGACCUCGGGCUAGAAGGUCGGGGGUUCGAGACCUGCUCCCUUCUGUUUCAUUACAUUGGUGUCAGAAGUACAAUAUAAAAUGGGUGAUGGACAUCCAAAAAAGUAAUACAUACCAUACGAAACCUAACAUACUGUAUCACACUAAAUGGAGGGUCCCGGGUUAACAUACAGAAUAAUACUAAAUGCUCUGAGACCAGGUUGAAUAUCAAUGAUUGACAGUCUUAAUUCUUGGCCAAUUAAGCCUCAUUAUUGUGCCAAAUGUUGCGAAGAGCUAGGCCUAUCCAUCAAGCCUAGCAAGACAUUGCCAUCCCCCAUCAGGUCUGAAAUGACUGGCCUAUGUCAGAUUGUCUCAGGGUGACGCAUGUCCAGAACAAUGUCCCUGUCCAUGGUGCUGAAAUUGAGGCUUGUAAUUUGCCGUGCAUAUUCUCAAAGUAGCCCAUAUGAUUUCGUAAGAACCCUGGCUCGGAUAAACAGGCUUUGGUGUCACCCAAACAAUUGUCUUACCAAAAGUACAGUCAUUUUAACAUUCAUAAUAAAGACUAUCCUGUCCUAUCUCUGCCUUCGAACUACUGUUAUAUCGAUCCUGGCAAAAGUCGAUGUUGGGUACGGCCACUUCUUUCAAUAAGCUGCAUUUGAGUCGUAUGAUCAUCUCGGGUGUUCCGGUCACGAUGUCUUGUUUUCAUCAUACGACAGUAGACUACUGUACCAGCUCAACCCAACAGACGAUGAAGGAGAGGGAGGCUGCGCCUGUCGAAAUGUAUCGUUGCUCCGUUUCCAUACGUUACAAUCUACUUGCUAUGGUGACCUUGUUAUGAGUAUUUUGGCAAUAACUGUUACUGACGCAGCGAGAUGGUGCAGCUGUAAUGAAAACAUAUGUAUCCUGUUGUAGCCUCCCAGGACCGUUAUGCGAUGCGCCGCUGAUUUAUUUUCUGUGUACAGGCUAUCAUCUUUCGUUCUUGAUACAACGUUAUCGCCUGCAAAUGAUGUUGAAUUGAUCUCAAUUAUUGGACGAAUAUCCUAAAUGGUUUUGGAACAUUCCUGGAAAUCAAUCAUGUAUGGAUCGAAGGACUUGUUUAUAGAUCUCAUGAAUUUCAUAUCGUAAUUCUUUGAGACUCCGUUCGACAUUAUCUAAAAUAGCACGGAUGCAGGACAGGUGUGUAAUCAUGGAACCUACAGGCUCCACCUUGGACAUGCAGAUGGAGAGUGUUGAGAGGAGUACAGUGUUUCUCAGACAGGAACAUCUCACCCUACUGCAUGGCCUACACCUGGAGAUCCUGUCCUUGCAGAAACGAUAUAGCGAGUUGACAUGUGAGCUGAAUGUGAAGCCUCCAGGCAAGAGUGAACUGGACCUGGCGGAGGAGGAGGAGCAGCUGGAGGCCCGCUGUCUGGAGGUCGAAGAUCGCCGGGCCAAGCAGCAGUGCACACUGGGAGAGCUGUGUAAGGAGCUGACUCACAAGGGGGCGCUGGUUGGUGUGCUGCGGGCUAACCUCAAGGACAAGGAGCGCCGUUUCCUGGAUGAGCUGAAGCGCCGCAGCCAACGCUCCACGGUGCUCAACACAGAGCUGCAGAGGCAGACCGAGGCGGCAGCCUACCUCUCGUUCCAGCUGCACGCUGCCCGACAGAAACUGCAACACCAGCGGCUGCAGCAGAGGCAGCAGGCCCUCAGGGAAAACUGGGAGAAUAGGGAUCGUCAUCAUGGGAAUGCCCCUGGGCCCCAGUACAGCCAAGCAGCCGAGUGGGACACCGCCAUCUUUUCUCCCUUUUCUCCUCAGUCGCCCUCCGGUUUCUCCAAUGCCUCCAACACCAGCUCUGCCAUAGCCUCCCCUGUGGUCAAGCCUAAACGCAGGGGCAGCAGGACUAUGUCAGGGCACCAGCUCCGGGCGGAGAGGGCCAGGGAGUGUGUCCCCAGGGAGAGGGUGACGUGCCCUGCAGAGCCCACCGCCAUGCCUGACCCAGCGCUGUUCCUCCACCCUCACCGCAGGCACCACAGGUCCAGGGUCAGGCAUUCCUACUCCCUGGCCCACAGACAGAAUCCUCUGGUGGGGGAAAGAGGGGAAGAGGAGGGGGGUGGAGAGGGGCCCAUGGAGCCCCAGGACGGAGCUCCUCCCAGACUGGCAGCCACGGCCACAGCGUCACCUGCUGGCUGCUCAAACCAAGGCUGAAUAACUAGCCCCACUGUGACCAUCCCUAGAAAUGCAUCAUCAUCACUAUUAUCAUAAUCAUUGUCAUCAUCAUCAUCAUCGCUAUCCUCAUAAUCACUAUGACUAUCUGAUUUUAUUAAUAUUGUAAAUCGCCCAUUGUCCUGCACCAUUAUCGAAUUGAUACUGAGAUUAAUUUAGCAUUGUUGAUUAUAAUCCUAUUAACUCUAAUGACUGGUAUUUAGAUGUAUUGCUAUGAUGAACACUUUUUAUAAUGAUACAUUUUGACAUGACCUGAAUUAACCCAAACUUCCAGGUGUACGAACACCCAAUGAGGUUGUUGUUACUAAUCACUUCACGUCAAUGUGUAGAAUCAUGUAGUUGAAUGCAUUUACACUGGCGUCGCUCUAUAUAACGUUAUUAUGGGGCCUUAUCCGAGUGUGACAUCCUGUGUGGAGGUUAGUUUAACCUAUGGCCUGUUGCCAUAGACCACAGCGCCUACUGUGCAAUUACCUUACCCUGCUGUGUCGUUUUAGGGCCAACCAUAAAUCAACCCUGGGUUGCCCUUGUAGAAAACAUUUUCUGACCUCUGUUACGCUGAGUCACAGUUGGGUAGUGUCUGAGCAUCUGUGUAUGUCCUUGCUGUGAAUACUAUUGAAUUUCAGAUCUGCAUCGGUGGCCUUCACUUGAAAAGUUCCCACAUGGCCAAGAGGUGUAGUCAUACCGUCAUAUCCCACUGAAUCUUUCUUUAUUCCAUUGGUCAUACAAUAGGUAGGCCUACAGCACACCCUAUAUGUUAUACAAUAAUUGAAAGUAACAUUAGUCCACUGGCCUCACACACAGAUCUUAGUAGGUUUCAAUUAGUAGCCUUACUAAGGUUUCUAAGUAGCCUUAGAAACCUUAGUAGGUUUCAAUUAUAUUGUGUCUCUCACUUGAAGUUCAGUUCUGUAAGGAAACUAAACUAUACAGAAAACAACUACCCACAAAAAAACCCUGUGGGAAAAAGCUACCUAAGUAUGGUUCCCAAUCAGAGACAGCGAUAGACAGCUGUCCCUGAUUGAGAACCAUACCCGGCCAAAACAAAGAAAUACAAAAACAUAGAAAAAGGAACAUAGAAUGCCCACCCAAAUCACACCCCGACCAAACCAAAAUAGAGACAUAAAAAGCUCUAAGGUCAGGGCGUGACAGUUUGUUACUGUUUGUUUUGGGUUGAACUUAGGCUGUGGCUGAUUUGAUCUCACUAUUACUAGUCAAGCAAAAAGUGGUUAUUAGGGCCUUCUGGUAGAUUUGUCUCUUGUCUCAGAUAGCUGAGAAGAGAAAAUUCUAAUUUUCUUAAAUAAAGGGGUAAUUUUGGUUAUCUACAUGGUAGACUCCAAGCUCUGUAGACAGCAGCUGUUGAAAGCCAUGACGCUAUGAAACCAGCCAACAUUGAUUUGCACUUGGCUGACCCUAGUGGUGUAGUGAGAGAAUAGCACCCAACCAGAUGAAGAUGUGUGGUGUCACUUGAUCUGAACAUUUAACCUAGUCUCUUUUCCUUUUAAUUGUCAAAAUUGGUGGAUUUUACAUUCAACAUCAGAUAUUCUUACAUUUUGAAACUGUUUAUCUUGGUAGGUAAUAUAUCUUAACCCUUAUAUGAAUGUACAUAUAUCAUCUGAUAAUAACUCAAUAUAAUACAGAGGUAAUCUUUUUAGUAGACACUCUUAGCCAGAGCAACUUACAGUAAGUGAGUACAUACUUUUUCAUACUGGUCCCCCGUGGGAAUUGAACCCACAACCCUGGUGUUACCAGCACCAUGCUCUACCAACUGAGCCACACGGGAAAUGUUGACAAUGGGUUAUUUAAUACAAAAUAUUUCCUAUUAAUCAAUAUAAAAUGGAAUACUGUAAAAGCUAUUAGAAGGAUAUGUUUUAUUAUGAUUGUUUUAACUUAAUCUUUUUUAGGACUUAUUUAACUGAUUGUUUAAUAUAUGAUGUUUAUUAUAUCACAGAAUGUUAUAAAACUAUUAUGUUAUUUUCUGUAUUUAUCUGUCUGUAAGGCAUUUGGAGGAGGUAUUGUCAUGGAAUGCCUUGAAGAACAGAGGAUGGGUUGAAUUCAGUGCAGACAUUUAACAUUGUUGUUUUUUACAAUGUAAGAAGAGCUGCCUCAUUACUGAAAAGCCAUGAACUUAAACCGUUGCUGGCAACAAUUACUGUCAAGCCUCCCAAAAAAUGGCUGUGUCCCAUAGGCACAACUUUCAUUUUCUGUGUAGAAAAAUGUCCAGAUUCAUGGUCAAGGCCUCCAUAAUGGCCCUUAACCCUUAGCCUGCAAGCAAGCAAUUUAUCAUGACUGUGCACUAUUUCCUCAGCUUCUGAGAACACAUUCCCCAUUCAAUAUUGAAAUGACAGUAACAUGACAAUCCUCGUUGAAAAUGUUUAUAGAGUACAUGUUCUUCUUAGGGAACUAGAAGUUAGACUGUUAAGCUUUCAUGUAAAGCACAUGUCCUUGGAUGAUGUACUUGUGAUAUACCUGUGCUUAUAGUGGUGUCGGUACAGAUGUGGUCUGUGGCUAGAGCCAGCUAUGUCCAAAAAAUAUCCUUACUUUCACACGGACACAUUCCACUCUACAACUAAGCAAUAAGAACAGAUUAAACUGACACUUCAAAUCUUACACAUUUUGGACAUCGAUAUGUGUAAGUGACACGCUGAUGUGAUAUUAUAUCACAGACAAAUAACAAAUAAAAACACUAUCCCUUUAUUCUUAAUCAAAUAGCUAAACAGCUUUGAUAUACUGUUGAAUCAGAUUGUGGUGAAAAGUGUCUUAUGACUACAAUGAUGAGCCAAAGAGGCCCAACACAGUUGUAUGGUGUUCUGCCUUAGAGUAGUCCUGCUGUGGCUAUGCUGUGUAACGUUGCAGCAUAGACAUGCACAAUUACAUAGGAAAAAAACUAAACGUACCUUGUCUGUCAUGAAUGUUGAAGAAAAUUAUAUUUGAAUUUACUCUGCCAAUUGUCCGUGGGUCGAAAUUUGUGACGAAAUAUCCACAGGAAAGCAUUAUUAAACCAACUUCGAAACGCGGGUCUCUGUGUGUGGCAAUCAAUAUUUGUUUGCUCGUGACCUAAGGCAUGUGCACAAGACGGAAUUACAUGCACAAGAUACAUGCAUACUAACCAAAGUCGUGCCAGGUGAUAGAAAUUACAACGGCAGUACUGGCGCUCUGAAAAGUUGGAUAAAUAAUACUUUCCUGUGGAUAUUCUGAAGGACCAACCUCACAGAUAACAGAUAGAGUAAGUUCAAAUGGAAUUGUAUUGAACAUUCUGGCUUGUAAGGAAACUUUUUUUCAGACUGUAUACCAAGAAUUGGUAUCAGUCUGAUUUAUUAGGCAAGCCUUGUUCUCCUCUUUCUGAAUACCAGGAGAGGAUGAGUCUUAAAAGUAUUUUGUUGAUUCUUCAUAGAAAACUCAGAUCUUCCCCUUCUGCUCUCCUUGCUUCCUUCUGAUCCUUUGGGGAGGUGGCAACGAGAACAGACACAAGGAAUCGAGCAAUGACUUUUGAGAUCACCCUGGUAUCCUCACUUCUAUCUUCUAUCUGGUUUCCAAUUCCACAUUUACUAAAAUGUUUCUCUAUCCAUUUACUCACUAGCAGGAAGAAAAUGAGGAUGAGGGAGACAUUUGCAUGAAUUUCCCCUGCUGAGUAUGUAUUCCAUUUUGAGGGAGGAAGGUUUUUUAGUGUAAAAACUCUCUCGCCAUUGGCGCACAGAGGUCAAUCCUGACAGAAGCCAGAGGUCACAGAGGUAAAUCCACAACAUUAGUUCAUACUAGUGGAUUUCACCAUCACCUCAUCGCGAGUCAUGUCCACUACAUGUGCAUUUUAAUAAGUAUUUGUUUUUUUCUUGUUUGAUAUGUUCAGUCUUUUCAAGCAAUAAAAAGUCCCCACUCUAUAUGUUCCCUCAGGCAUACAACAUAAGAUAUGUAGUGAGACACCCUGAGGCCGCCUCCUCUCAAGACCAUGAGGUGUGUUGUGUCAUACGGGCCCGUGCUGAACGCCCCCCACCUCUGUCUCUAGCACACUACUGUGUUGGCUUGCUGUAGAGCAUAGAGCUGUACACAUUAUCCAAAUAAAAUGUAGGAUUGACUAAGCGUG